Messenger RNA from Ogataea polymorpha, 1474 nucleotides. RefSeq lists its product as uncharacterized. The record is from RefSeq and is a predicted model, not a curated record. The coding region runs from base 35 to 1186 and encodes 383 amino acids. Lineage: Eukaryota; Fungi; Ascomycota; Pichiomycetes; Pichiales; Pichiaceae. Gene Ontology annotation, molecular function: histone binding; nucleosome binding. The transcript has a single exon.
UUCGACGCGACGCGACCAAAAAAAGUUAUCAACCAUGUCGUUUGAUUUUCUUCCUGCAGAGCUGAGAAUCCAGGUCCAGGACGUGGUAAACGCAUAUCCGCCGGCGGAAGAGGUUUUCCGAGCGAUCAUCGACCAUGUGGGCGGGACAAAGCGCCGCAAGCUGGACUCCGACGCCGACGUCCUGCCUACAAGUCUGGCUGGGUCGCACAUCGUGUUGCAGAUCCCAGAGCUGUCUGUGCAGUCGCCGAUCCGCAAGAAACUCAAUAUUGUGUUUGGCUGUUUUCCCGGCGAGCGCAAGGUGUUUUUGGCGCUCACCAAAAGCCUCGAGUCGAAGCCAGAAUUGCUCAUCACAGAUCUGUCGGUGAAUAAUAUUCGGUUUGCUGUUGUUUUGGACGUGCCCGAGAAAAGACAAUACAAAACACUACUCAUCACCUACGAUGCCAACAAGGGCCAGAUGUACAAGAACGACCCGAUCCUGAUCCAGUUCAACAACGACGAAUUGAGCGAGCAGUUUGGCCCGCUGCUGGACAAGAUCGACCUGACAGACUUUCUACAGCAGCAGUUCCGAACGUUCGGGUUUGAUCUCGUGAAAGGAUUUGGCCCGCAGUGUUUUUUUGUGGACGCGUACAAAGGGUCUAAAGAGGGCUAUCUGUACUUUCUUCCCAACCAUGUGAUAUUCGGCUUCAAGAAACCAAUCCUCAUAUUCGAUUCCACCAACAUCGAGUCCAUCACAUACACUUCAAUCACGCGGCUCACGUUCAAUGUGACACUGACACUACUGCCGGACUCCGAGCGACACGAGUUCUCCAUGAUCGACCAGAAAGAGUUCGAGAAGAUCGACCAGUACGUCAAGAGCAAAGAGCUGAGAGACAGGUCGAUGACGGACGAGCUCAAGGCCCAGAGGCAGCUCAAGAACAAUACCGACAACCCUGGCGCUCUUGCAGAGGCCGCCAAGCUUGUGCCCGGAGGCAGUCAGAUCGUCGGCAAGGACGACGACGACGAAGAGGAGGACGAGAACUAUCAGAGUGAUGAGAGCAGCAGUGAUGACGGCUCGAGCGGCGAUGAGGAGCAGGAGGAGGCUGCUGAAGUGGACGACUUGCAGGCAGAGCUGAAUAAUUUGCAAGAGGACUAUGAGGACCUGGGCUAUAUUGAUUUCGGGAAUGAGGAUGAACCAGAGCCAGAAUGAAAUAAAUAAAAUAGAUAAAUAAAUAGGUUAGGUGUUGCUGCGAUGCAGCUCACGCCGUCUUCUGUCUCUGUUCCUUAAGUUUCUUCAAUCUUUCCUCUAUAAUGUCAUCGUUGUUCCUAACCCACUUCUCAAACAGGUACCCAAAUCCUACCCAGGCUCCACUAGAAUAGACAUAUCCCAUUGGAGCAUACGUGAAACUCACAUUCCGCAGAGCUUGCUGGUAUGCCCUUGCAAAAGCCCCGAAAAGCGCCCAUCCAGCUAGAUUCGAAAGCAUAACAAAUAAGGUUA